This is a messenger RNA of Ogataea philodendri, 2421 nucleotides long. RefSeq lists its product as uncharacterized. Gene Ontology annotation, molecular function: RNA binding. The record is from RefSeq and is a predicted model, not a curated record. Gene Ontology annotation, cellular component: cytosol; cytoplasmic stress granule. The transcript has 4 exons. NCBI's taxonomy places the organism in Eukaryota, Fungi, Ascomycota, Pichiomycetes, Pichiales, Pichiaceae. Bases 1 to 2421 code for a protein of 806 amino acids. Gene Ontology annotation, biological process: positive regulation of translation.
AUGACACGACGGCCAUCGAGAUUGACCUUAUUGGAGACAUCGGGACAGAAACUGGACGUCAGAGCGCACCAGAGAACAGGCCUUGUCAGUCUUUUGUUGUUGGUUACCGAAACCACCAAACAAUCCAGCGCUGGCUUGGAACGGUCUUUUAAGGUCACCGGAAGCAGGUUUUCCAAAGACGUGGAUUUGGACCAGGUUGGACUCAAAAGCACCCUUCAAUGGAGAGAUAGAUUGCAUGAGCAAUGGGUUGGCGUACUUCAUGUACAAGUGCAUGAAACCCAUCAUAGCCACACCUGUGAAAACACCCUUGAUAGCACCUUGGAGCUGUUUCAAAUCGUAAUCCUUGACGGUAGUGACGGUCAGCUUGGACUCAGUCUCCCCCUGCAAAGUGUUAGGAGGCUCCAAGUACUUGAAAGUGGUGAGAUCGUUCUUUUUAAUAAUCAGCCAUCUCGUAUAGAGGUAAACACCCAAAGUGAGCAAAGUACACGAAACGUACAAGAUUCUCACGUAAAGAAGGAUGGUUGGGUCUUCGAAGUCAAGUUUACGAGAAACUUGCAUCAUACCCAGCAUGAGCACAAGGUUGGACACGGCAGGAUUCAUAAUGAAGGCAAAAUGUCGAGGUGGACAAAAAACAAAAUUUUCAAAGGCGGUCUAGGCAACCUUGCCGAGGUUUUCGAGUUGGUUGAUCAUACAGAAUCAGUUGUUGAUCUUCAUAGUUCGUUAGAUCUCUUGACCAGAUUCAAAACAUCUAUAGGCGGCUGUGUAUCUGCCAAAGCGCGUGCCAUUAGGAGUCGAGUAUUUUUUUUAACCUCCAGAAGAGGGCAAGACAAGGUUUCAAGUUUUGUACACACCGGAAAAUCCAAACCAAACUUAGACUUUGUAUCUUCUCGUCAAUUGGAUUCUUGGAGAAACGCUAUUAGUUGUCCUAGCAUUAGAUCUGGAUUAAUCAGGAUUAUUUUGUUCAAACCAUUACUGUUCGUUACCAUGGUUGAAUUUUUCGACUCGUCAGCAACCUCAGCAGCACCAAAGGUGUCCACCUUGCUUCCGGCUCCGCCUCCCGAGGUGAAUCCGUGGAAGAAGUCAACGUCUCCACAGCACACGGGGUCGCUAAAUCAAGAUAUCUCUACGACCCGCACUCCGAUCACAGCACGUUCUGAAGAACCUCCGACGACUCAGUCAAUCCCAAAGGCAAAGAAGACCGGCAAAGAAAAGUGGGUCCCGCUAGAAGCCGAGAUCUUGGUCUCGUCGCCCACCAAGUCCAAAAACAAGAACCAGAACGGUAAUUCCAAACGUAAGGAGAAUAAGCAGACCCAGGUCAAACGAACUGGGAAAAAGAAAACAACCAAAAGUCCAAACCAGCUGGACGAGAAACAAGGACCUGGUGACGCCGCCUUGGUCGGCAAUAACCUUGAUACGAACGGCGCCACAGAUAAGAUCCCUGAAGGGUCGGAUGACAAAAAUCUGACAAAACUUGUGGCUCAACUGUCAAUUGACACUCCCCAGGGCCCAGAUACAGCUCCUCCUUCGUCCUACUCCUUGUCAACUCUAGAUAAUGGCAUUUCCGCAGAUACUAGCUCAAAAGCGGACUUUGAAGCACAGGGAUCCGAUCCUCGGUUUAUCCAACACCAAAGAAAUAAAAGCUUCAAUGGAGGAGGAUUCAGAUACAACAGGAAAUCAAGAAACGCGUAUCCUCGUCCAAAUAGCAAUAUUCCGUCUCUUCCCCCAUACCCAAUGAUUCCAUCUGCGCCAUACUACAUUCCUUACUACAUGCCCCCAGGGACGCCCUACGGCAUGGCUGUAUCUCCAUCUUCCUCGCGGAGAAACAGCCAAUUCAAUUCGCAGUCCACCUCGAGGGGCUCGCCAUCCGCAACCAACGACUUAGGUCCGGCCUCGGUUUCGAACGACCGGGCCUCGCAAAAAGACAGUUCUUCCUCCACUCCAAUGGGGUCGCCGGUUCCGAUGUACGGUGAUCCUGGCGCUUAUUUCGGAAUGUACUCAGGAAUGCCUCCGCCUGCUGCUUCCUCGGGCUCGACGUCGCCUGUUCCAUACUACGCGCCUUAUUACAUAUCUCCUCCAGGUAUGGGUAGUCCUGUGGUGCGGCCACCGCCACAAUACAUUAUACCGGCAGACGAUAAAGUGGGUCGUUUGACAAGACAAUUGGAGUACUAUUUCUCUGUUGAGAACCUGUUGAAGGACAUCUAUUUACGAAGGCACAUGGAUUCUGACGGGUAUGUGUCUGUUGCAUUUAUUGGUGGCUUUUCAAGGGUGAAGAUACUGAGUGACGGGAACGCGGAGCUGAUAUUUGAGGCCUUGGAGAGAAGCGAGCUGUUGCAAGUGGAAGGGUCAGGGGAGUCGAGCAAAGUCAGAUUACGAAACGGCUGGGAACAAUGGGUUUUCAGCGAAGACCAGCGAGAGCAAUAA